Molecule: messenger RNA, 6503 nt
Organism: Arabidopsis lyrata subsp. lyrata
Lineage: Eukaryota; Viridiplantae; Streptophyta; Magnoliopsida; Brassicales; Brassicaceae
Product: scar-like domain-containing protein WAVE 5
Exons: 8
Coding region: 187-6312 (2041 amino acids)
Biological process (GO): actin cytoskeleton organization; positive regulation of Arp2/3 complex-mediated actin nucleation
Cellular component (GO): cytoskeleton
Molecular function (GO): protein kinase A regulatory subunit binding; Arp2/3 complex binding
Source: RefSeq, a predicted model, not a curated record
ACACACACAUGAGACUGAGAAUCUAACUUUAGGCUUCUCUAAUUAUGAUUCAUCAGAGACUUUAAUUAGGUUUCAAAAUUUUAAUAAAGAAGAAGAGUCAAAGUGAUUAUAUUAAAUGGUCACAGCUUUUAUUUUAUUUAUUAAGCUCUCGGGAGAGAGAAAGAAAAAGAGAAAGAGAGAGAGACAAUGCCGUUGGUGAGGUUCAAGAUACGGAACGAGCUAAGCUUAGGUGGGCCGGAGAUUCAACGUAGCGCCGCCGUGGAAGAUGAAGAACCUAAGGCGAUUCUCGGCGCUGUUGAAGUGGCUGGACUCAUCGGUAUCCUUCGUCAGUUAGGCGAUCUCGCUGAAUUUUCUGCAGAAGUAUUUAACGGCUUACAAGAAGAAGUAACUGUAACGGCAUCUAGGUGUCAGAAGUUGACAAGCCGUGUAAGACGGAUAGAGUCAGCGCUGUCACCUCUUGAAAAGGCUGUUCUCUCACAGACAAGCCACAUACAUUUUGCAUACACAGCAGGCUCUGAGUGGCAUCCUCGUAUAAGGAAUGGACAUAGUCAUUUUGUUCAGAGUGAUUUACCACUGUGUGUUAUGGAAAGUUAUGAACAAUGCAGAGAUCCUCCUCCGUUGCAUCUGCUUGAUAGAUUUGCCGAAGGUGGUCCUGGAUCGUGUCUGAGAAAAUACUCAGACCCAACAUUCUUUAGAAAGGAAUUAAGCAACCCCAGUAAAACAGAUGAUAUCAAAGUCCAGAGAGAUCAGGCUCACCGCAAAAGAAAGAAAAAGAGGUUACCACAAAGAAACAUUUGCAGAUCAAAUGCAGUGUCUACAUCUGACGAAACUAGUGGGGCUCAUCUCAGUAAUCUUACUGAUGACAGACAAACAACUUCUCAGAGUACGUCCACAGUUGACAUGCCACGUAGCUCUAAUAUGCAAGAUUUAUCUGAUACUGUAGACCAAUCUCAUCUGCAAGGGCAGUCAGAUGCGCAAGAACGAAGUGAAGCACAAGUACAAUCAGAUUUCCAAGAGUCAUCAAAAGCUCGCGAUUCUAUAACUGGUUCAGGUUAUAUCGAGUAUGUCAUCAAUCAAAGUCCUGUUAAUGAACCUGACGUGAAGCUAGUAGAAGGAUUUCUGUCUGGGUCCUUACAACCUGCUGAUAGAAUAGGUUCAGCUGUUCCUGCAGGCUGCAUUGAAGUUGUAGAUGAUAAUAUCCUAUAUAGCCCCUCAGAAGACCUACAUGUGCCUUGUGCUUCUAUUGUUUGUGAUGAGAAGAAAGAAACACUUGAAUCGAUGGUGGAGAAAAGCAGCGAAGAUGAUGAACCAUCAGAGAUACAUGAGUCAAAAUUUGGCCCAGUAACACCAGACAGGGUAAGGCAAAAUCAAAGGGACUUUGAUAGGACGUAUAUUUUGUUUGAUGAGGUAGAUAUUGUGGGAGAAAAACAAAGUAAGAGCCAGGCCAACAAUAUUAAUGGAACACUAGGCAUUGAGAACGAAGGAGAAAAUAAGAGUGAACAAGAGAGUGAAGCAGAUGAAUUUCUGGAUGCACGUAAUACAAUUGAAUCAGAAUCGGAGAGUGAUAUUGAUGGAGUACCAAAACCGAAACUGGAGCAUUACUUUGGGGAUAUUAGUACUUAUUGUUCGGAAGAUGCUAACAGUGAAAACAAUGAUGGAUCAGAAGAUAUACAAUAUGAAGAAAUGGCAAAUUAUCCACGCCAUGAAAAUUCUGAAGAUGAAUCUUGUUCAGGUUCUUAUUUUUUUGAAGAUUCAAAUGUGUCAUGUUGCAUGUCAGAUCCAGUGUGUGAGAAAACUCUGUCUCAUGAUGAGAAUUCUCAAAAGCCAUGGGAAUUUUUUGCCAGCUGCCCUUCGUUAUUGGCUGAAAAAGCCUUUCCGGAUGUAACAAUUUUGCGAGAAGAACCUGUUGCCGCACAUCCCUUGUUGGCAGGAGACUGGGCUAAUGAAAAGAUAUCAUCUGAAGAACCUAUUUUCCCAUACCCAUCUCUGAAAGAUGCUAUUCCUGCUGAAAAGAUCUUGCCAGAAGAACAUUUGGUCAACUAUCCAUCUCUCGCAGAAGCUAUUCCCCGUGAAAAGAUCUCGCCAGGAGAGUCUAUUGCCAAAUAUCCAUCUUUUGCAGAAAUCGUCCCCCAAGAAAAAAUCUUGUCGGAAAAGUCUCUUCCUAAAACUCCGUCUUUGGAAGAAGCUGUGCCUGACAAUAUGACCCCAGCAGGAGAACCUGAUGCUACUCAUCCAUCAUUUCCCGAAGCUGUUCAAGACAAGAAACUUUCACCAGAAGUUCUUGAUUCGAAAUUUUUUUCUGUGCCAGAAGCUGUUUCACAAGAGCCAAUCUCACUUGAAGAGUUUGAUGGGAUAUAUCCAUGUUUGGCUGAAGCUGUUCAUGAUGAAAGGUUCUUGACAGAAGAGCCUUCCACCACAUGUUUGUCUUUGACAAAAGCCAUCCCUAUCGAAAAAGUAUUGCCAGAAAAACCUUUGGAAUCGUCUCAAUAUUUGGCAGAAUUGACUAAAGAAGAGAUAUUGCAAGAAAAAACUGUUGAUUCUACACAUCCAUCUUGUGCCAAAGCUGCUGCAGAAACAAAUUUAUCACAAGAAGUUCUUGAUGCCUUAAACUUGUCUGUGACAGAAGCUGUUCCGCAAGAGAAAAUCUCACUUGAAGAAUUUGUUGGCAUCAAUCCGUGUUUGGUAGAAACGGUUCCUGAUGAAAGGCUCUUGCCAGAAGAACCUGUCACCACAUAUCUGUCUUUGACAAAAGCUGUGGCCAUUGAAAAGGUCUUGUCAGAAGAGAUUUUGGAAACAUAUCAUUCUUUGGCAGAAUUGCCUGAAGAAGAGAUUUCACAGGAAGAAACUGAUGAUGCCACACAUACAUCUGAAGCUGUUAGUGAUGAAGGAAUCUCCCCAGAAGUUUCUGAUUCCACAAAUUUGUCUCUUGAAAACGCUCUUCCACAAGAGCAAAUCUCACUUGAAGAAUUUGUUGGCAUAAAUCAGUGUUUGGCAGAAGCGGUUCCUGAUGAAAGGUUCUUGCCAGAAAAGCCUUUCGAAACAUAUUCUUCUUUGGCAGAAUUGCAGGAAGAAAAGAUUUUGCAUGAAGAAGCUGAUGAUGGUAUGCGCCCAUGUCUUUCUGAAGCUUUUACUGAUGAACAAAUCUCACCUAAAGUUCUUGAUUACACAAAUUCGCCUGUGGCAGAAGCUGUUCCACAUGAACAAACCACACUUGAAGAUUUUGUUGGCAGAGAUCCAUGUUUGGUAGAAGCUGUUCAUGAUAAGAGGGUUUUGCCAGAAGAACAGGUCACCUCAUGUAUCUAUUUAACAAAUGUGGUGCCUAUUGAAGAAGUCUUGCCAGAAGAACCUUUAGAUGUGUGUGCAUCUUUGGGAAAAUUGCCUAAAGAUAAGAUCUCACAAGAAAAAUCUGAUGAGGCUAUUCAUCCGUCUUGUGCCAAAACUGAAAGUCAUGAAAAUUUCUCACUGCAAGUUCUUGAUUCAUCAAAUUUGUCUGUGGCAGAAGCUAUUCCACGUGAGCAAACCACACUUGACGAAUUUGUUGGCGUAGAUCCGUGUUUGGGAGAAGCUGUUCUUGAUGAAAGGGUUUUGCCAGAAGAAAUUGACACCACAUGUCUGUCUUUGACAAAAGCCCCCCCCAUCAAAACAAUCUUUCCGGAAGAACCUCCCGAAGUGUAUCCUUCUUUGGAAGAAUUGCCAGAAGAAAAGAUCUCGCAAGAAAAAGAAGCUGCUCAUCCAUAUUUUUCUGAAGCUGUUUGUGAUGAGAAGAUCUCACCACUGGAAGAUCCUGGUUCCACACAUCCAUCUUUGGAAGAAUCCGAUACGUUCGAGGAAACCUCGCAUGAAGAACUUGUUGGAACAAAUCCAUUUUUGGAAUUAGCUGUUCCCAACGAAAUGGGUUUUCCAGACGAACCUGGCGUCACAUAUCGGUCUGUGGCAGAAGCUGUUUCUAAGGGAAAGAACUUGCCGGAAGAACCCUUACCUACUUAUCCGUCUUGGGCAGAUGUUGUACCUGAUGAAAAGAUCUCUGGAGAAGAACUUCAUUCCACAAAUCCAUCUUCUGCAGAAGCUGUGUUUGAUGAAAAUAUAUCAGGCUCAGAAGCUCCUGGUUGCACAACAGAAACCGGUCCACACAACAAAACCUUCCCUGAAGAACCUUUUGCCAUGGAUAUUUCCUUAAAUGAAGCAGUUUUUAAAGAAAAGAUCCCAGGCUCAGAAGCUUCUUGUUCCACAACAGAAACGGUUCCACACAACAAAACCUUCCCUGAAGAACCUUUUGCCAUGGAAAAUUCCUUGAAUGAAGCAGUUUUUGAUGAAAAGAUCUCAGGCUCAGAAGCUUCUAGUUCCACUACAGAAACUAAUCCACACAACAAAACCUUCACUGAAGAACCUUUUGCCACGGAAAAUUCCUUGAACGAAGCAGAUUUUGAUGAAAAGAUCCCUGGUUCAGAAGCUCCUGGUUCUGCAACCGAAACUGGUCCACACAACAAAUCAUUCCUUGAAGAACCUGUUGCCAGAGAUAUUUCCUUGAACGAAGCAGUUUUUGAUGAAAAGAUCCCAGGCUCAGAAGCUUCUUGUUCCACAAGAGAAACUGUUCCACACAACGAAACCUUCCCUGGAGAACCUGUUGCCACGGAUCUUUCCUUGGUCAAAGCUGUUUUUGAUGAAAGGAUCCCAGGCUCAGAAGAUUCUAGUUCCUCAAUAGAAACCGGUCUACACAACAAAACCUUCCCUGGAGAACCUGUUGCCACGGAGCUGUCCUUGACCGAAGCUGGUUUUGAUGAAAAGAUCCCCGGCUCAGGAGCUCCUAGUUCCACAACAGAAACUGGUUCACACAACAAAACUUUCUCUGAAGAACCUGUUCCCAACGAAAAUAUUCUGCCAAAAGAACCUGCUGCUGCAUAUCUGGCUUUGGCUGAAGGUAUUCCUGACCAAAAAGUAUUCUUGGAUGAUGCCGCACUUUUGUUAUUUGCAGAAGCUAUUUUCGAUCAAAAGUUUUCACCAGAAUUUCCAGAUUCCACGUAUCCUUCUUUAAAAGAACCAGAAAUGCAUGUUGCCGCACCAUCUUUAGUAACAGAUCUUCCUGCUAAAAACAUCAAGGUAAAAGAUGGUGAAGUACAUAAUGAACCUUACUCAGCAUCUGACGUUUCUAUGAACCAGAAGAGUGGUUUAUUGGAACCGGAGUCUACUGAAAGAACAAUUCCCUCGAGUGGUGGUACUGACACGAUUUCUCCAGAUACUCAGAAAUCUCUUCCAAAUGGUACAAGUGUUGAAUCAAUCAGUAUAUGGAGCAAUGGAGGACUCCUUGGACUUGCGCCAUUGAAACCUCCAGUUUUUGCUGAGCCUAAUGCUGGAAGCCAACAUAUACAGAACGAGAUCAACGAAGCUAGUGUUCUUUCGACAAGGACGCAGGAAUCAUCGAGCCGAUCAGUUGAAACUACUGAGAAGAGCUCACUUCCAUUAGUUGUUUCAGAUCCCACGUCUCAACAACACAGCAACAUGUCGAGGCUCUCUCCCAUGCAGAGCACUGGAACAUCAUUCAGAGUUUUUGGCUUAAGUCAUAGAUUACUCAUGGCUGGGUUUGGGGGAAACUCUUCUUCAACUUGCAAAUUUGAAUCCGUACCAAGUAGUAGCUAUGUUACCGGAGUAGCAUCUAUCGAAGACAAGACUCAGCAAACUCCUGGUGGCUCAAGCUUUGAGGAGCAAUUGGAUUAUGAAUCAUCUCUCUUUGGUUCGCCUACUUCAUCACCACCGGUUGAACAUAUGAAAAUAUCAUUCAACCCAAUAGAAGCCUCUCCAGUUCCUAAAUUGAAACUGAGAAUCCCAUGCCAACCUCGGUACAAUGGUGAAAAUGCGGAUAUGUUCCCUUCGUUUCAGUUGGUUCCAGAGGCUAGCAACUCUGAAGACGAUGACGACAACAGUGACACCUUUUGUCAGUCAUCUCCUUGUGCUUCUGACAAUUGUUUGUCAGAUUCUGAGCUAUGGGAAUCUGAUGAAAGCCCUAGAAAAUCCGUAUCAAGCUUGAAGCAAGUUGAAGAGAGAAGUAGACAUGGUGAUAUGGGUUCUUUUUCUGGUUCGUUUCUUGAUCUUCCAUGUUACGACGCUGUAGAUCAUCAAUCCACAUCUUCAAGACUAGAGCCAGAACAAGUUCCAGAAUACAAACCAUCUGUCUCAGAGAUCAUCCGUCAUUGGCCACCAAACCAACCAAAAAGCAGUCCCAGUAAUGAAGCAAACUUAGAUGCAAACACGGUUCUGAAGAAAACGCAAGAUCAAUCUCUCGGGCUAGUUGCUACAGAUGACGACGGUGAAAGAUAAAUCGGUGAUAGUGUUUGUCUUGAUGAACAUAAAACCAGAAGGAUCUAAUUGAUUUUUUGUUGUACAUUCCUCUCUGUCAUUUCAUUUUUCAGAAAACAAACAAUAGAUGACACUUAAACGACGAUCUUGAAGUCGUCAUUAAAUUUAGAAGGUGACAUCAGGAACGAUUCCGAGCUCCUUAAAGGCAGCGG